Messenger RNA from Diachasma alloeum, 11381 nucleotides. RefSeq lists its product as uncharacterized. Gene Ontology annotation, molecular function: chloride channel inhibitor activity; protein serine/threonine kinase activity; potassium channel inhibitor activity. The coding region runs from base 960 to 10220 and encodes 3086 amino acids. The record is from RefSeq and is a predicted model, not a curated record. Gene Ontology annotation, biological process: negative regulation of sodium ion transport; monoatomic ion homeostasis; protein phosphorylation. NCBI's taxonomy places the organism in Eukaryota, Metazoa, Arthropoda, Insecta, Hymenoptera, Braconidae. Gene Ontology annotation, cellular component: cytoplasm. The transcript has 8 exons.
UUCCCAAUAGAAAAUGAAAAAAAACUUAACGAAUAAAAUACAGUUCAUUAUUGAAGUGUCUAAUGGAUUUUGUGCUGGUCUGUUCUGUACAGACAAUUGCAGAGCAGAAAAAGCUUUUCUUGGACGAAAUGUUUACAAAAAAUUAUAUGUAUACAUAGAUAUUUAUAUAUAAUGUGAGUAGUGUAGAAAAAACGCAGUGGCGCCUGCGAUAAAUACCUAAGGCCAGACAGAAAAAACGAGCGACGGUAAGGGGCGGGGUGUACGGGAGGAGGGCGAAGGUAGUACAUCGGUACAGGGAGGGGAUUGUUACUGUGUGUUGCACUGCUGCGACUCCGUAGUGUUGGGUAGUGCCGUGCACGCGAGUGUUGUAUGAGCUUAGUCGCCAGGGAUUGACACAGUACGAGGAAUAUUUCGGCCUCAAAUAAAUAACCAAUAACUAUUGCAGUCUCAAGUGUCAGCCAGUUUUAAUCAUAGUAAGGCUGAUCGAAGGCGGUGUGCGAUGUGAGAUUAAAUCCAAUUCCAAUAAGAAAUAGGACUGGGAGACAUGAAAUUUAAUUUUCAGAUUAGAACUUGGGUCGGAUGUUUAAAAAUACGCCUACUUAUUCGUCUAUUGUAACAAUAGAUGGCAGAUGUUCAUUCAACAGUAACAGUAACGUAGCACUCGAUCGUCCGACACUCUCAUGGAUUUUGGUUGACGAACGAAUACAAAUCAAUACAACAACUAUUUUGGAAAUUAAAUUGGACGCAAAGCAAGAAUUUUAAUAUCGUGAAACAGAGUUAUGUCACAGAUUGGGUGAUUAUUUGUUUUUAAUUUUGAAAAAUUGGUAAUAUAUUGAAUUACUAAUCUGGACGUAAAGUGAAAAAACGAAUUACUCAUUGUGGAAUUUAUGAUUAAACUGACAAUUUUCCCUGAGAGAGAAAAAGAAAAUAAAUUUUUGGAAGACAAGUGAUCUCGUGCAAUGCCGAGAUGCUGCAAUGAUAAUAAAGCAGUGAGCCCGGUGAGCAGCAAUAAAAAACACACGGAAGAUAUUGUGCUCACGCCCAGUCGUUUUCCCAUUGGUAAUUCCCUGGAAUUUGAUAUUAAUAAUCGUCCACUGGUGGAAAAAUCACAUAGGAGAUUACGCUGUGAUCUCAGUCCAGUUCCAACUAAUUCAAACGGAAGUCUCAGCAUCAAGUUUCUCGGUUUGAAGGCUGAUAAAGGUCACCGCCAAGAUCACCAGGUGAGCUCAGGUGGUGGAAGUUACAGAGGACGAGAAAAAGAGGCAAAGAAACGUGCAGCUAUAGGCAACGCAGUGCGAGGACUCUUUCCCUCUGGCCACUCCAGACAGGACAGGUAUGAAACAACGAAACAACGUACGUCAGGGGGAACGGGGGGUGUGGGUCUUUCCGGUUUGUGUCCAAAACUUUUGGCCAGUGGUAACGUCAGUAACGAUACCGAUCCCCAGACCGGCAUUACCCUGGAAGUGGGCCACAUAGCCAAUGAUGAGCCCACAAAUAGUUGCAGUGUCGUCACCACCCAGCGUAACCACCGUCGCCAACGCAAACUAGGCAUAAUAAAUCCUUCAGGGAGUGGUGGAAGUAGUGCUCGUAGGAAUUCAAACACAAAUCGUAACUCAAAUAAAAAGCAAAUACGGAAAGAGACUGUAGAAUCCACUGUAAUUACAAACGGAUUAACAUCAUCAAAGAAACUUCCUCAGGUGAUAAGCCAAGAUCAGACAAGUGAUACCGGUUGUAGUGAUGUCGAGGAGGUUUCAUCAGCUAGUGAAGCAAUGUCUAGAAUACCCAGUUUCAGUUCAAGUCCUUCCACUCUAAUUGGUCCAGUAAAAUCUAGAAAAAUAAGUAAUGAAGAAGAGACUGCAGAUAGAGUACCCCCCACGGAUUCUGAAACACCAUUAACUGACGAUAAUCUCCCAAGAAAAUCAAACUAUUCACAAGAACGACACUCAGACGCUUCUGAAAGCUCUAAAACCUCGACUCCAGUGCGGAAAAUCUCCUUUAAAACACUCGAUGGCGAGAGUAAACGCUCCAAAACCCCUUCGAGCCAUUAUCGGUCAAUGGAUAUCGAUAAAUCGUCAUCAUCCAUCACAAAACAAGAAACAAAAAUUAAGAAUGAGACUAAAGAAAGACGAAAAACCUCCGUAGACACAACGUCACAAAUUCCAAAGCGAAAGAUUUCAAGCGAAGCACCAGAAAUUGACUUCAGUAAAAAAUCUUUACCAUCAUCUUCGAGAGAUGAAGAUCAACACAAUGAUGGAAGUGAAAAAUUCAAAUUAUCAACAAUGAAGAACAUGAGAUUCAUGAUGGCUGAUGUAACGGGUGAAUCAAUAAUGACGGAAAAAGAUCAAGAGACGAGAGACGUAUCCUCUUCUGACGUUUCGUCGAUUGAAGUCGAAGAAACAGUGACAAUAUAUGAAGAUGACAAUGGUACGAGUAUAAGUGAUAUUGUAGCAGCUCAAGCACUUCGAGAAUCCUUGAGUAAACUUGGUAAAGUUCCUUCACUCGACGCAGAGCCAGAAUUAGAAGCUGAACUGUCCCAAGUAUCGAAAACGAUCGAUUCGACGGUGAAUACGAGAGAAAUAGAAUCGGAAAUGAUUCGCAAUGAUCAGAAGGAUACAUCUGGCCAAGAAGAGACGAUCGAGGGAUUUAUAGGCCCAUUAUUGGACGAGAAUUUCAAGGCUGAUGCCACUAAAUUAACUCAAGAAACGAUGACAAUGGAGGAUGUGAGAAAUUUAAUGAUGAAAGUUAAGGUUCAGACUGUUGAAGACGACGGUGACGACGAGAAAGCCAUUGGUAUUUCCCCUGACGAGAGAUUCUUAAAAUUCGAAGAGGAAAUCGGUCGAGGAAGUUUCAAAACUGUUUAUCGAGGUCUGGAUACGCAGACUGGGGUUGCAGUAGCCUGGUGCGAACUCCAAGAGAAAAAACUAAAUAAAACGGAACGAUUGAGGUUUCGUGAAGAGGCAGAGAUGUUGAAGGGGUUGCAACAUCCCAAUAUUGUACGCUUCUAUGACUACUGGGAGGUCACUCUAACUCGGAGAAAGUAUAUUGUACUCGUAACCGAGUUAAUGACAUCCGGAACGCUCAAGACAUACCUGAGGCGUUUCAAAAAAUUGAGUCCUAAAGUUGUCAAGUCUUGGUGCAGACAAAUAUUAAAGGGUCUCGCAUUUUUGCACUCUAGGUCACCUCCAAUAAUUCAUCGAGACCUCAAAUGUGAUAAUAUCUUUAUUACAGGACCAACUGGCCAUGUUAAAAUCGGUGAUUUAGGUCUAGCUACAUUGAAAAACCGAAGUUUUGCGAAGAGUGUGAUCGGAACACCUGAGUUUAUGGCACCAGAGAUGUAUGAGGAGCACUACGAUGAGUCAGUGGACGUUUAUGCCUUCGGGAUGUGCAUGUUGGAGAUGGCGACGAGUGAGUAUCCCUACUCCGAGUGCACUGGACCAGCACAAAUCUACAAACGAGUUGUUUCCGGUGUUAAACCCUUAUCUUACGACAAAGUGGAGAACCCCGAGGUGCGUGAGAUAAUUGAGAUGUGCAUAAGGCUAAAAAAAGAAGAAAGACCACUGGUUAAGGAUCUAUUAAACCACGAAUUCUUCGCUGAGGACGUGGGACUGAAACUAGAAAUGGUAUCCCGCGAUACUGCGGUUGCUGAUACCGAAUUAUCGCGUGUUGAAUUUAGAUUACGUGUUUUAGAUCCAAAGAAACGUAGUAAUAAGCAUAAAGAGAAUGAAGCUAUUCAAUUUGAAUUUGAUAUUCAGUCGGAUAAUGCUGAAGAGGUUGCACUUGAAAUGGCCAAAUCGAGUUUGAUACUUGAAGAGGAUGCUAAGGCAGUAACAAAAAUGUUGAAAUCACAAAUCGCUGCUUUAUUUCGGGAUCGGGAAGAACGGAAAACCAAGGAAGAAAAAGAGCGACUUGAUAGAGAAGCUGUAGUGGAGAAUCCGUCGAAUUUACUACAACAGGUGCAGAUUCAACCCCAACAGCAGAUUCAGCAACAAAAUCAACCACAGCAGCAGCAACAGCAACAGUCUUCACAGUCACAAUUACAAUCACAAUUGCAACCACAGCUGCAGGUACAGCAACAAACACAACAACAACAACAACAGCAACAGCAACAACUACAACAACAACAAUUGAGUAUGCAGAUGCAAGGACAUAUUCAAAUGCAACCUUCUCAGAUCCAAUCGCAGAUGCAACCUCAGAUGCCCCAACAAUCACAGCAAAUUCCUCCAAACACUCAGCAGAACAUGCAACAAAAUAUGCAGCCACAACAAGUACAGAUGGUUCAACAACAAGCGAUGAUGACUCAACAGACGACUGCCGUUGUGCAGCCCCAACAAGCUCAGCAAAUGGCUCAAGUCGCUCAGGGAAGUCAGCCUCAAGUGUAUCAGCAAAUCCAAUAUCCGACGCAGAGCCAGCAACAGCCUCAAUACACUCAGCAGAUUGCCCAGGCAUUGAGUGCUAAUUCUUCACAAUGUUCCACACCACAGUCUAUUCAGGGGCCUCCUCAGUUCCCACAGUUGAUCCAAACUGGCGUUCAACAACAAGCGCAUGUUCAGCAGCAGCCACUCAUUAAUCAGGCUCAGGGGCAAUUGCAGCAGUCCCAGCAGUAUAUGCAAAUCAAUCAGAUGGCUGUGCAACAGCAGGGCCAAGUGCAGUCUCAGAUGCAGCUGAAUCAGCCUCAGCAACAAGUUCAGCAGGUCCUUCAACAGGGUCAACCCCACAUGCAGUACGCACAGGGACAGAUGCAACAACAACAAAUAUCACAUCAAAUGCUCCCGAACCAAAUGAGUUCAGCACCAAUCCAGGUCCAACAGCAGUACUAUCAACAUGGAGCUACUAUCUACCAACAGAACAUCCAGCAACAAGUAUACCACUAUCCCAAUAACUCUAAUGCUCCAACUCAUUGUAAUUCCAAUCAAUCAACGUCGCAGACCUACGUGCAGGUAUCGAAUACCCCUGUGCACGUAACGGCAUCCCAAGGAUUCGUUCAAACGAGUCAGCCUCAAUCCCUUGGGACUGCCAGUGUUCAGAACAUACAAGCGGCUGGACAGUUGUCGAAUAAUGUGCAGAAUCAAAAUGUAAUCUCCAGUGGGCAGGCACAAGUGAUGAUGCAAAUGCAGUAUACACAGACGAAUCAGAUUCAGGCUACUAGCACUAAUGUUAUUCCUACACAGCAGAGUAUUCAACCGCAACAGGCUCAAAUACAGUCACAAAUGCAGGCUCAGGUUCAGACACAGACUCAGGUCCAGGUUGCAGUUCAGCCACAGGUUCAGCCUCAAAUACAGCCACAAAUUCACCCUCAGGAAGUCAUCACCAUGACUCCUCAAAAUUCAUUGACCAAACAAGACACAAUGGAGUCUGUCACUUCUCUUACAUCUGAUGGACCUCAAAGUCUACAACAAGAGCAAUCAGGUACUUCUGCAUCGUUUGAUAAUCAGCCUGAAAGCUCUGAUAACGUUGCUGCACCAGAAAGAAGCAGAGUCAAACGAUCUGGCACAAAAAGGAAGAAACCUGGAAUUAAAUUGACGGUUUUAUCCGUGAGCAAUUCUGAGGGACAAUCCAUGACUGUUGAGUGUCAGUUGGACACUAGUAAACAGAAAACAGUUACGUUCAAGUUUGAUAGAGAUGACAUGGUGCCGCUGGAUAUUGCUAAUAAUCUGAUUGCUGAGAAUCUCCUGCCUCAGACCCAAUGUGAAACUUUUGUCGAGUUGAUUGAGGAUAUCGUGAAGCAGCUUAGGUUGGACCCUACUCGGAGUUUGCCACUGGUAGCCCACGGACCUCCUGAUCAAUCUGCUGGAGGCAGUCCAGUGACGAGCAGAAGACCUAGGGAUCGAGAUCAUAGUCUCGAUGCAUCUAAGCAGGUCAGACAUGGUUCACUGACUCGUCAGAGCAGCCAUCGAUCUUCCUACAAAGCUCAUCGUAGGCAUCGAUCGAGAGACGAAACCUCGAACUCAUCAGCCUCUUCAAAGAUCCUUCCAAUUGAUCAAAUAAUGUCUCAAAUAGCAUUGGCGCAAGUGGAUAAACCCCCACAAAACGUUUCCUCAUCUGAAGGUCCAAAUACGACUGAGAACAGCACUUCUGAAGAAAUUUCACGACGUUCAUCUACAUCGACCCAAAAUACAGAUACAUUGACCCCAGUGAACGUCCUCAGUGAUUCCAACGAGAAUUACGAGAGUGUAGGGUCUGAAGAGACCCUUCUGGAAGCCAACAAUAGCUCUUUAGACGACACCGGAGAAUUUACCCCAAAAUCCAUGCCCCUAGGAACUAUGGAAACUUUCCCACCAGCUCAGAAAUCCGGGGAAGAACUCUCUCGAGAGGUGAACCAACCAAUGACAGCCCUAGCACUUCCUGGGGACCCUCAAGAUCUUUCGUCACAGGCUGGUGAAGAGCUCCAACUAACAUCAGAAUUGAAACCGAAAAUUCUUCCAAUGCGAAAGAUUUCGAGAUUUCUGGUGAGUCCAGUAGCUGAGCAGAAGACUAUCUCUGGGGAUUCAGAGAGCGUGAUUGUUCACGAAAACACCUUAGCACCACCACAACCAUUAUUACUUCCUUCUGUUGAUCCAUUGCCCAGUCAGCAUAUUCAGAAACAAGAAGUAGAGACAAAGACUCUAGAAAUACGAACUGGGGUUGCUGAUUUCAUUCACCAAGAUUCUGUAAAUAAUCAACAACUUGCACAGACGCAACAAAUACAGCAACAACAGCAGCAGAUAAAUCAAUUACCAACAAAUACUGCAGUUAUAACCCAAACAAAACAGGAAACAGUUAUGGUGGUUCAAACAACUAAUUUAUCACAACCCUCUCAGUUAAUUCAAAAUGUCCAGAAUGUUCAGAAUGUUCAGUACCACCAGAAUACGGGAAUGGUUCAGCAAAAUACCGCAAUUGUUCAUCAAACGGGAAUUCAAACAAAUGAGAAUGUCUCUCAAAUACAGAACGUUGCUAAUCAACAAUACCACGCAGAAAUUACCCAUACAAUUCAACAACAAAUAAUUCAACCAGAUCAAGGUAUCCAACAAAAUCAGAUGCAUCAGAUGAACCAAAUGAUGGACAUUAAUCAGAUGCAAAUGCAACAUCAAAUGUCUCAAAACGUCCCGCAACAAUUGAGUCAUGAUCAAAAUCGGAUGAAUCAACAACAUCAUCAAAUACAGCAGCAUUUUGUCCAGACCAUACCACAACAGAUGCAAUCAUCACAGCAGGCUCAACCCAUUCAGCAGCAGUAUGUUAUCCUCUCAGGCACCAUGGCCCCAAUUCAGGGUAAUAACGUGGAAGAUUGGAACAGGAGGACUUCUAACAUAUCCACAGAUUCCCAAGGAAAUAUGGAUAUCAGUUCUAUUCCGAAUCUUCCAACAUCUCACCCUCCAACUGAUCUAUCAGCUCCAGUGUCUCACGAACAUCAUUACCAGAAUUUUCAUCAGAAUUUCUCUCAGACUAUGCAGGCUCCAGUACAGGAUCCACCUAAAGUCAAAGCUAAAGAGGUAUCUUCAACUCUUCCGGACCUUGCUCAGAACCUUGCAAAUAUUUUGUCAAAUCCAAAGACAAAAUCAACUACUCCUCAUAAUGCUACUCCUCACGAUCAACCGGGUGUUGCUAAUCAACCAACGACCUUGCCUACUCUACAUUCAGAGCAGUAUUUUCAACCGAUUCAACCUGAAACUUCUCAACAAAUUCAUACACACAUUCAGCAACAAAAUUUUCAAAUUCAACAUCAGAAUUUUCAAACAAUUAAUCAUCCUCAAGUGCAGACACAUGGAAUUCAACUGCCGGGGCAUCCUCAGCAGAGUGAUAUUAGUAAUCAGCAACAAUCGCAACUGCAGCACCAAUCGCAAACGUUACUGCAACCUGCAAUCCAACAACAGCAACAACAACAACAGCAAUCAUUCUCCCAGGAAACCCAACAGGUUCAGGGUCAAAUGGAAUUGAAUUUAUUAAACCAAAAUAUGAUGAUGCAGGGUCAGCGGGUUGUGCCGAACUAUCCAGCGAAUCAAAACAUUCAGCAUGUAAUUCAGCCAGUUCCAGUACAAUACGUAAAACCGAUUCAAAGCGUAAUCCAACCCAUUCAGCAACUCCCACCGCAAUUGUCCCAGGAGCAACAAGAUUUCCAGACGGAACAGCUCCAGCAGAACCUGCAAUUAAGACUCCCAGAGCAGCAUAAAACCGAGACAGACUCUGCAAUCGAUGUCAGCACAAUCAGCAGGGGAACAAGUUCUGAUUGUCAAAUGAUGUAUGAGACAGAUACGACUAUUUCAAGUCGAGAUAUCACACCUGAACACACGAUAAUUGAGUCCUCAGAUUCAAUUCAUCACUCAUUGCCUCAGUCAAUUGUCCAGAACCAUUAUAAAUUAAGUCAACAGAAUUCAUUGGAGAAACCGAUGGAAAUAUCAAGCCCUGGGCCACAGACCAUAGCAGAUCUCCAGCAAAAACUGUCACAAUUAACGAGUCAACCUUCGGAGUCACUUAACGUUGGAACUCCACCAAUAAGUCAUCCAGUGACGCCUCAUGGACCUCCCGGAACUUCUGGAUACGAGACGAACCUGCAACUAGUCCAUAAUAAAACAAUUUCUAAUGUCACAGCAGUUAAUCCUCAAGUUCAACCAUUGAGUCCAUUAUCUCCUCAAGCAACCCUUCAGUCGGGGCAGAUUUAUAUAGAACCAAAUACUGUCACUAUCACCCCUAAUAUUUCUAACUCAAAUAUUGUUUGGGGUGAAGAUCAAGGUUCUCAGGCUGUCACCAACAUCACUGAUGGAGUGGCUCUGGACAGUCCAGUACCAUCAGGAUCGACAGGAGAGACCAUGUCCAGUCCCAGUAAGGAGAACGUCAAGAACGUCAGAGCUCCAAGACCCAGUUCUAGGCUGCAGGAAUUGGAACAAGAGCUUGCUAAGAUCCAUCAUAAAUGCACAGGACUUCCUACGUCUUCUCCACAGCCCCUGACCCCUCCAAUGACUGGUGUACAAGGGAUUUCUUCUGGAAGUGGUCAGGUACCCCUUCAAUCAUUAGCCCAACCUCUUCUCACUCCGGUGAUCCCAAUAUCCGCAAUUCCUGUCGGCACAGUGGCCCCCUGCGUUGUUUCUAGUAACUCUGGGUCCAACACCCCAGUGCAUCUGGAAUUACAAGGGGAUCCUGCGGGGCAGAGUCAGCCUGUGAGGAAGGUUUCUAGAUUUAUGGUGUCUAAAGUAUCUGGACCACCCCCUGGAGAAGGAUCAGCUGGUAUUGAAGGGCAGAUGGUUGAUAUACAGAAGCAAUCGGUAGCGCAGGAAACUCUGGGACAUCAUUAUGUCGAUGAGUUUCAGCAGCAGGUACCUGCAGUAGUCCUGCAAAGCCGAGAAGGUUCCAUGCCCCCAGGACCAUCGAUUCAGCUGGGAUUAUCCAUUGAAUUGGAAAAAGACGAGAGGAAACAAUUUACUCCCAGUGAUGAAUAUCAAUUAUUGAUUAAGAGGCAGACUGUAGAGCUGGAGUGUUUACAAAGGAGACACAGGGAGGAAUUGGAACGGUUCCAGCAGCAUCAGCUACAACUACUAAUCCAACAGCAGCAACAAGCCAGUGCCAUUGCUCAUCAUCAGCAUCAUCCCCUCCUCUAUCACACAGUGGCCACUACCGUUCCCUCUAGACCUCAUGGAAUGGAGGAUUACCUCAUGUUCAGCACAGCUCCACAAGCCUCAUUCCGUCGAAUUUCUGGGUACGUUCCAGAUACUGAAGAAACUCUUCGGUUAGCAACGCAGAAGCUCAAGCAAGCCAGCCAGCCGGCCUCCAGCAUAUCCCAUGCUUAUGUUAUUCCUAUUCCUGUGAUGCCUGAAAGUUCUCACAAGUCCUUUGCUAUUCAGGAAAGUGAGAGCAUCGGGAGCACUAAUGGUCCAACCAUCACUCAUCCUGGAUACCAGUUCACUUCCAUACUCCCUGAUGGUGCCAGUGUCGCUUCGGGGAUUGGCUCGAUUGUUCAGGCAACUCCCGUAUCCAGUUCUGCAGGCUCUUCUGGGGUUAGCGGUGCUACUGGUGGUCCUGGUUAUGUACAUUAUCAUGAUUCACAUUCUGCUAAUUUCCAAACUUUUAGUUAUACUCCUCAUGGGGGGUUUUUCCUGCCUCCAGGGUAUAGACUAGUUUAUGCCCCUCCUGAGACUUCGCAGUCACAGCCGGAAACUCCGGCUACGCCGCAUCCGGGUUGUUCUCAUGAUGGAACACCACCUGGAGAGCCUCAGGGAUAUGAGAAUGUACAGGGAAAUAAUAGUGAACAGUAAAAAUAUAUAAAAGAAUGGGAUUUAAUGGAAGAUAGAGAAUUUUUUUUAUGUUCAAAACCUGAUGAAGAAAGUAAAUAAUACGGUACAUCUUUCCAUUCACUUCAAUCUCAUUAGAGUCAACUGAUUCUGUUCUGCUGUGAUCCAAUAAAACAGAAUUAAUAGCUUUGUUAUUUGCACUUUUAUCACGGGAUUAAUUGAUUUUAGGCGAAAAAGUCAAAAGAACUGUUUUUUUUGUUGACGAAAUUUUCACGUAAAAAUGCCUCUUAUCCUUUUUGUCUAGAACCAUUUAUUAACCAGAAAACUUCAUUCCUAAGAUGGAAAAAUGACUCCUUACACGAAAUAUUUUAUGGAAUUAUGUUCGAUUGUUUGAUUAAAUUCACUCCGAAAUACAGUGAAUCCUGGUAAAAUUUGGAUGUUUUAUAUUUCCGGAGUUACUGAAUUAUUCGCAAUUCAAAUUUUUAUCAAUAAUAAAUCGAAAAUUUCUCUAAAUGUUUCAUCCUUCGUUAACAACAGUUCUUCUCAAACGUGCCACUGUUAAAAAAAAAUACGGGAGAAGAAAUAGUGAAAUGGAUUAAUUUGUCAGAUGGGGAAGUUGCAGAGAGAAUAAAUAAAGUAGAGAGAGAAACAUAGAUUUUAAUUAUAUAAAAAAAUUAGCUCGAAACGUUCGCACGUGAUAUAUAUAUUUGUAAUUGAAUUGUGUGAAAUGAUUAAAUGUUGGCUUUAAUGUCAGAGAAAAAAACGAAUGACGAGCAUUUUCCAAUUGUAAACGAUUGAUCAGUGAAUUUGUCUAUUUAUUCUUUCUCGAGAAAAUUGAUGGAUAGGUUUUUUUUUCGUUUUCAAUUGAAUGAAGGAAUGAUCCAUGAUUUGUGCAGGCCUCAACUAGUCCUUACGAUCGAAAUGGCUAAUGAAUAAUUUGCCAUUAUCCUCGGAGAAAAAAAAUGUAAAUGUAAAAGUUUUUAAAAAUGAAAUAACGAAUGCUUGAUAGAUUUUAUUUAUCUUGAGAGCUAAUUAAACGUGUGCAAGUGAUGAUAAUGUUUUUUUUUAAAGAGUGCGAGAUGAAAGAGUGAGUGAGGAGGAUUAAAUAUAGUCACUGUUAUGCUUUAAUGUAUUUUCUAGCAAUUUUAAAAACUAUCUUCAAUUAAAGAAAAUGAUGUGUUACUA